This is a messenger RNA of Perca fluviatilis (European perch), 1976 nucleotides long. RefSeq names its product phospholipid-transporting ATPase ABCA1-like. The record is from RefSeq and is a predicted model, not a curated record. Lineage: Eukaryota; Metazoa; Chordata; Actinopteri; Perciformes; Percidae. The transcript has 4 exons. The coding region runs from base 57 to 320 and encodes 87 amino acids.
CUUGAGGUUAGCCGUUUCCUCCAGAGCUCUUGGACAGCAGACCGCUAAACCAAACUAUGGUCAGUACGGGAUCCCUCGAGCCUCAGCAAGUCCUACUGUUCUGUAGAGGGGGAAAGUCCAGCAGCGUUCCUCCGAGCCAGAAAGGAAACCUAGAAGCUGUAUGUAUCAAGGAGGAGCCUACUAGUGUCUACAUGGAGAACCUGGUGAAGGUAUUUGCCACGGGAAGAAGCUGGAGCUUCUACGAGGGACAGAUCCCGUCCUUCCUGGGACCCAACGGAGGCGGGAAAAGCAGCACCAUGCUGAUUUCCCCUUUUGAAUGACUCUCGAUGGUAAAGUUUGCUGCCCCUGAUCUAAAUGAUGUGGUCCCCUGCAGCUUCAUCCUGACGGUCUGUUCCCUCCGACCUCUGGUACCGUCUACAUCCUGGGCAGAGACCUCUGGACCCACCUGAGCGCCAUCAAAGUCUGUGAGUCUGUCCUCAACACAUCCUCUUAAGCAUGUGAGUCCGAACACAUGUAUUUAUUUCCUCCUCAUCUGACAAACCGCUGACCACAGACUGAAAAAGGUGUUUGUAGACUGCCGUUUAGAAGCCUGCUUCACUUAACUGUUUUAUCCUUGGAAGAAAUGGUUGAACUGCUGCUUCUUCAGCAUUCUCUGCAUUAUUUUUUUAUUUUAAAUUUUUUUUACCUGGCAUUUUGGAAGAAAAGAGGCCAAACAUGGGUUUGAAUACAACACAGCUGCUUGCUCGUUGGUCAAAGUGAGCAUUAUAUUGGGGGGGGGGGGUUGUUGCUAGAAAGGAUACAGCUACAGCCGGAAGUUAAGCACUACCUAACAUAGUAGUUAGAUUCUAUUUGUUCCUCGGGAGUGUUUUAAUCCAGACCGACAUCUUUUUCCUUAAUUUAACCUUUUGUCUAGCCACCACACGUGAGCGGUUUACGGACAAAAACUUUCUUUCCGUUUUCGUGGGACUCUGGGUUGAAGAUCUACAAGUCGUAAUGUAGAACUUGACGCUACAAAAGAAGUGUUGUACCUUAUUGCUCAGCUUUUAAACAGGUUAGCAGUUUCCACUGAAAGAUGGCUUCAUGGUCAGAAACUCAUUUAUCCGGUUAUUCGCACACCACAUGGUCUCAGUUCAGAAAUUAUGGACAGUUUGAUUUAACGGGAGUCUGUCCUCGGAAUACCGACUUAACUCGAUCUGCACCCAAAAAGUACCGAAUUCGGUACUGCGCCGACUCUCUUGGUUUCUGUAUAGGUAAAUGGCUGCUGCUCUGUCCCUGCAGGCUGAAGAGCGGAUUCCCUUUGGAGUCCGUUGGGGGGUGGUGGUGUAGUGUUGUGGCGACGUGGUUAGUGUCAGCUGCUUCCGGGCAGCUGUCUCGGGAGCACGUCAGCGGGUUUUUUUGUGGGGUUGCCUGCGUGCAGGCGGCCUUGCUAGUCCGCUGGGUUUCAGUGCGUAAAUACCCGCUGCAAGCCACAUGAAGACUAGGGGGGAGUUUAGCUAGUUGGUGUUGAGGCAGUUAGAGGGACGGGGCUGCAGUAAUGCUUUCGCUGGACUGUUGAGCUCUGCCACUUCCUCCGUGGUCUGGUGUCAAACGCGUCGGGAACGCCUCGCUGUACGUACACACCGCCGCCGACUUGAGCUUCUAAAGUUACCGGAAGUCAUUAAUUUUCAACGGAAGCUGGCUUCUCUCAGCUGCAAGGAGCAGCAAGUCUGUCGCGUUUUUGGGCGUUUUGAGCGACCAGAGCGUCGAUCAGAAAGUUGAAAGUAUGUCAACUUUAUGGUAAUGAGCUAUGACGCGGUGCAGCGGCAAACGCCAGCAACCAAUCGGAAUGCAGACGUCCUUCGCGCUGGCUGAUUCCGGAGAAACAUACGCUGUAAACUUUUGUUCCUACCAAAACAUUAGUUCUGAGAAAAUGGAGGAAAAGCUCAUAAUCGCAGUUGCUGGGUUCCCUAUCAUUUAUGAUAUGAGGUUGUUUGCGU